AUGAGACCCAAUUUCGCCGCCCGCCCCUCCGCCGCGGCGCGCGCCCUUCCACAGGGCCGCUUCUCCGCCACCGGAAGUCCCCCAGAGCGCGGGGGCUCACUUCCGGUUGAGCUGCACCACUUCCCCUUUAAUGCGGGGGAGCCAAAUAUUCACGUCCUCACCGUUCCCACCCCAAACAACGCCUUCCUCCCGAUUUUUCCCUACGAGAAAAUCCUCACUGUUUCCUUCUGCAGUGUUACGGCGCUCAAAUGUCCUCUCCAGGGCACCACAAAGGACCCCCCCACACCCCAACCGGGCACCCAAAGACCCCCCCAGGACCCCCCCAGGAGCCUCCAUUUGCACCGCCACGAGCGCGAGGCCUUCUUCGCCCUGCUGGAGGACAGCGUGGUGCAGGAGUUCCUCUCCACAGAUGUCUGCUAUAGGAUUUCUGAUAAGUAUUUAUUGGCCAUGGUGCUGACGUACUUCAAGCGCGCCGCGCUGCCCACCAGCAAAUACACCCGCAUCAACCUCUUCACUGCGCUGUACCUGGCCAACGACAUGGAGGAGGAUGAGGAGGAGCACAAAUACGAGAUCUUCCCCUGGGCUCUGGGCUGGGGUUGGCGCCGCCUCUUUCCCCGCUUCCUCCGCCGCCGGGACCGCCUCUGGGCCCGCAUGCACUACAGGGCUGCAGUCAGCAGGCACUGCUGCGACGAGAUCAUGGCCUCCGACCCCUCUCACUGGGCUUGGCUCCGUGACCGCCCUCCGCAGCACAGCGGCGCCACGCGCCCCUAUGGGAGAGCCCUCCGGGACCCCCACCCCUCCAGCUGCCCCCGCUGCUGCCCCCCCCCCCACCACCGCCCCCCAGGAGGAGGAAGAGGAGGAGGAGGAGGAAGAGCACAGCACUCCAUGGGCGCCCUCCAUGGUCAUCCUCCCACUGCAGAGUACGUCCCCGCUUUCCAACUGUGCCGAAACGCGUUGAUUUCACCCCAAAAAUCAGCUGGGGGGGGGGGGGGGGGGGCUGAGGUUGGGGCAGGCAUCCCCAACACUUUCCUUGCAGCUCACAGUGCUGAUUUCUGUGCUUUUUAACCCCAAAUCUCUUUGGUUGGUGUCAAACUGAGCUGCUUUGCAGUACUGAUGGUUUUUUUUGAGGUGGUUUUCUCUAUUUUUAUGACUCACGAGGAGGGGAAAAA
Gallus gallus (chicken) is the source of this 1169-nucleotide messenger RNA. RefSeq names its product speedy protein 1-A-like. The transcript is spliced from 8 exons. Lineage: Eukaryota; Metazoa; Chordata; Aves; Galliformes; Phasianidae. The record is from RefSeq and is a predicted model, not a curated record. Bases 1 to 1065 code for a protein of 354 amino acids. Gene Ontology annotation, molecular function: protein kinase binding. Gene Ontology annotation, biological process: positive regulation of cyclin-dependent protein serine/threonine kinase activity.